Solanum stenotomum is the source of this 1971-nucleotide messenger RNA. RefSeq lists its product as uncharacterized. Lineage: Eukaryota; Viridiplantae; Streptophyta; Magnoliopsida; Solanales; Solanaceae. The record is from RefSeq and is a predicted model, not a curated record. The transcript is spliced from 4 exons. Bases 1 to 1971 code for a protein of 656 amino acids.
AUGGCUUCCAAAAGAAAAACAAGUGAAUCAGUCUCUGAUAAAUCAAGUAAAGUAGCUAAAGUACAAACACCAUUGGAAGAACUUGUUGUACAGAAACAAAAUGAAAAUAUAAAAAUUGUAGAGGAGGUAGAUAAAAAUAAAAAUGAAGAAGAAAAGGAAAUAAAUGAUGAAGAUGGAGAUGAUGAAGAAACUGAAAAUGAUAAAAAAGAUAAGGAGGAAGGUGAAAAAGAAAGUGAGGAAGGAGAUGAAGAGGAUGGAGAUGAAAAUGAAAGUGAUGAAGGAGAUGAUACUGAAAGUGAGGAAGGAGAUGAAGAUGUUGUCAAAAUUUUUAAUAUUAACAAGUUUCAGGUAGAGAUGCCUAUAGAUGACCCUACAAAUUUGACAGGUGAUUUUGUUGUAAAAUCAGCCAUGGGUGCCAAAUUUGAUGCUUUUAGAACGAUAUUGAUGAAUGAAAAGUUGGAGGAUUUCUUUAAGUCUAGCUGUUUUGAAUACUUUCUUGAUCUGCCGGAGGCUAACAAUGCACGUUUUCAAAUGAGCAUGGUGUAUGAUCUUCUCAAGCGCAGGAUCAAGUAUAAGGGAGCUGAUGAUGAUGCUUUGGAGAAUAAGAACAAGAAAAUGGAUGAGAUUUGGAUAAACUACUGUGGCAUGCCAGUUUGUUUUGGCAUGAAAGAAUUUGCCAUAGUGACUGGACUGAGAUGUCAUCCUCUUUCUGAACCUCUUCCUAAAGUUGCACGCUUAAGAAAGCCAAGAGAAAAAAAGAUAUCUAAAUCAGUCAAGGUUGGCAAGAAAGGUAAAAAGCCAGUCAAGACAGUCAACACCAAAACCAACAAAGGCAAAGAAAAACUAAGUAAUGAAAAUGAGUUGUUGGCUAUUAUUGGACCUAGUUAUAAAGCCAAAGAUUUGAUAGAAGAUCUCCAAAGCAAAAAGAUUUUGAAGAAGCACAAAGAGCGAUUGUGCUUAGUUUGGUUUGUGCAUGCCAUUUUAUGGGCUAAAGACAUCAACAAUGUCAUAGAUCUUAGUUUGUUUGUGCUUGCUCAAGAUUUGGAUGCAUUCAACAAUUACCCAUGGGGUAAUAAUAGUUAUUUCUUGACUGUCGAGUAUUUGAUGUCAAAGUUAUCACCGAAGACUAACAAUUUAUAUGGCUUUCCUUGGGCUUUCAUGGCUUGGGCAUUUGAAGCAAUACCUUACCUCAGGAAGCAAUUCAAUGAUUACUCGAAAGAAAUUUCUCAGCCAAGGAUUCUUAGGUGGUUGUCUGCCAAGAACAACCCAAAAAUAAAUUCUGUUGAUCUCUUCGAUCCUCCUCAUGAUAUAAUGGCUCAUCUGUUGCAACAUAUGGGCCAUCUGUUAGAAAUAAAAUAUAUAGAGCAAGAGUUGCAAAUGCCAUUCUUUUUAACUCUAGAAAUUAUUGACACCAAAUCAGACCCUAUAGUGGAUCUAAUAAAAAAAGAAUUGGCUGGAGCAACAACGAUCAGAAGGGAAGCACCUAUUGUUUCUGGUGAUGCUGAUGAUGUUGCAUUAGAUGUUGAUGUUGAUGUUAAUAUUGGUGUUGAUAUUGGUGAUGCUGGUGCUAAAAGUGGUGGUGAGCAUGUUGAUGAUAUUGGUGGUAUAUAUGGUGGAUUCAUCCCUUUCAGUGGACAUACCACAUCUUUUGCUCCUUCUUCUAGCUCAUGUUCUGCAUGUAAAUGUGAAGAAUGCAAGAACAAAGAGGCUAAGUUAAUAUCUACUGGUGAAGAUGUGAAGAAGUCUUUUGAUGCUCUUACUAGUGCUGUUAAGGAUUUGAUAUCUAAGAGAGGUGUUAUUCCAUCAAGAAAAAUUUCGGAGCCAUUCACACCAUUGAAGAUUAAGAGGAGAAGAAAAUCAAUUUCCAAGAUAUUAUCAAAUAUGAAAAAAAGACAACAAAUUGCAACUACUCCCCUUCCUUGCAAUGUUGAGUCAUCUUCAGGAGCCAUAGAAGAGCAGCAAAAGUUGUAG